CCGGGAGGCGGGACAGCCCUAGUCUUCCGUGUGCCGCGGCGGCCGCCUCCGCCUCCCUCCUCCGGCCACACUGUGCCUGCACUGCCGGCGUUAGCCGCGCGAGGCGAAGGGAGAGGGCCGCCGGGAGCGUGCGUGCGCGCGCAGAGGUCCCGCAGUCCCAGCAGUUCCUCUCGCGCGGGGUGGCGGCAAGGGUCGGCCGCAGUCGGGGUUGUGUGUGUGUGUGUGUGUGUUGGGGAGAGAGGCCCUAGACGGCGCCAUGUCGGCAGGCGGCCCGUGCCCGGCUGGAGCCGGAGGGGGGUCCGGGGGUGCCUCCUGCGCGGUGGGGGUCUCCUCGGGAGGAGGGGUGUCCAUGUUCCGGUGGCUGGAGGUGCUGGAGAAGGAGUUCGACAAGGCCUUUGUAGAUGUGGAUCUGCUCCUGGGGGAGAUCGACCCGGACCAGGCGGACAUCACUUACGAGGGGCGACAGAAGAUGACCAGCCUGAGCUCCUGCUUCGCGCAGCUCUGCCACAAAGCGCAGACCGUGUCCCAGAUCAACCACAAGCUGGAGGCACAGCUGGUGGAUCUGAAAUCUGAAUUGACAGAGACCCAAGCAGAGAAAGUUGUGCUGGAAAAAGAAGUCCAUGAUCAGCUUUUACAGUUGCACUCCAUUCAGCUUCAGCUUCAUGCUAAAACUGGUCAGAGUGUUGACUCUGGUACCAUUAAGGCAAAAUUGUCUGUCCCCUCUGUGGAUGAACUGGAAAGAGAACUUGAAGCAAACAAAAAAGAAAAAAUGAAAGAAGCUCAAUUAGAGGCUGAAGUGAAGUUGUUGAGAAAAGAGAAUGAAGCCCUUCGUAGACAUAUAGCUGUUCUCCAGGCGGAAGUCUAUGGGGCAAGACUGGCUGCCAAGUACUUGGAUAAAGAAUUGGCAGGAAGGGUCCAGCAAAUACAGUUACUAGGACGAGAUAUGAAGGGACCCGCUCAUGAUAAGCUUUGGAACCAGUUGGAAGCUGAGAUACAUUUGCAUCGUCACAAAACUGUUAUCAGAGCCUGCAGAGGACGUAAUGACCUGAAGCGACCAAUGCAGGCACCACCAGGCCAUGAUCAAGAUUCUUUAAAGAAAAGUCAAGGUGUUGGUCCAAUUAGAAAAGUUCUUCUCCUCAAGGAAGAUCAUGAAGGCCUUGGCAUUUCAAUUACAGGUGGGAAAGAACACGGUGUUCCGAUCCUCAUUUCUGAGAUACACCCAGGACAGCCUGCUGACAGAUGUGGAGGGCUACAUGUUGGAGACGCGAUUCUGGCUGUUAAUGGAGUUAACCUAAGGGACACAAAGCAUAAAGAAGCUGUCACCAUUCUUUCUCAGCAGAGAGGAGAAAUUGAAUUUGAAGUAGUUUAUGUAGCACCUGAAGUGGAUUCUGAUGAUGAAAAUGUAGAAUAUGAAGAUGAGAGUGGACACCGUUACCGUUUGUACCUUGAUGAGUUAGAGGGAGGUAGUAAUCCUGGUGCCAGUUGCAAAGACACAAGUGGAGAAAUCAAAGUGUUGCAAGGAUAUAAUAAGAAGACAGUAACUGAUGGCCAUGAAAAUGGAGACCUAGGAACAUCCAGUGAAACUCCACUGGAAGACAGUGCUUCUAAGUUAGAUGAUCUGCACAGUCUGUAUCAUAAAAAGCCUUAUUGAAUUGACUGUCUUCAGACAGGAUUGCCAGUCAGACUACUCUGAAUUUGAGGCACUAAGGAAGAUGGUGAGAAAUACUGCACAGAGAUCAAGGGAAGCUGUUGUGGCCUAAAUGAAAGACGGGUAGCUCAGGGCUUUAUGUGAACAGUUGUAAAUGUAUAAAACUUUUUGUUUUCUGUGGUAUAGCAUAAUUGGCUAUUGCAUGUAAAACCAUUUUGGUUCUCUUAAAAUUGUUUAUUCACCAAAGCAUGUGUUUCCCACAGGGAUAUUACUAGAGUCUUAAGUGCCAAGUGAAGCACUACUGUUUUAUUUGGUUCUCUUUCCUUUGAGGAAAGUGCUAACUGGAAUUUUGCAAAACAAGGCAACAAAAAAAAAUAGCUUGUACAUACAAGAGAAUAAAUGAAUUGAUAUUACAUAUUCCAGAAUGUAAAGUGUGGUGUUUCAAAAGACAGAACUUGACUCACUGAAUUAUAGAAAUGUAAGCUUGACUUACUGUUUACAAAGUAAAAGAACGGUUUUAGUCAAUUUUUUUUAUUUAUUGUACAACCUUAUAUCAAUCAGUUUUUAAUGAUCAUUAUUAGUUUCAACUUUUGUUCAGUGCAGUAUGGAAUACUUUUCUUGAAAAAGUCCUUAAUCAGUGCUGUGAUAGUAGUUUUUGGAAAACUAUUAUACAUUACAUAUUUUUGGUUUUUAAAAGAAAUGUAGAUGAGUCUAAAAUAUCUGUUCAAAUUAUGUUGAUCAGUGUGCAUGAUAAUAGCACACUACAUUAUUAAUGUUUGGUUUCAGAUGCUUUUUUUCAGGGAUGCAAAAAAGGCAUGGUUUUAUACAUUUUGAGUUGUUCAUAAAGCUUAUCUUGUUAUAGUCCAGGCACUUAAAAGUUGGAUUUUUUUUUCUGGCAGAAAAAACUCAAAUUUUUGACCAUGCUACAGAAUAACAUUUCAUUCACGCAGUAAUUAUCCUUUAAAUGAUUUGCCAUUUUUAAAAGCAGAGGCACUGGUGGGCAAGACAAAGUGAAGACAUUUCGAUAGUUAAUUGCUUGGGUUGACUUUUCAUGUCAGUGUGUUUUUGACUAAAAUGCUUUUUGUUGUUGUUGUUGUUGGUUCUUUUAUCCCAGGACUGAGCAUGGAGUGUCUGUUCUUAUUUACUGUUUUACAGGCCGCUGUAUUGUACCCUACUGGGGAAAGUAAAAAUAUUGCAUUUUAAAAAGUAGUAGUUUUGCCAAUAUCACUUCUUUAUUUUAUUUGUAUUUUUUAAAUUGGGGGAUUAGUUGAUUACAGUACAGUUGUUGACACAUGGGUACAGUAUCACUGUCUUAAAGGAUAUAUAUUUAAAGAAAUAUUAAGGGGGGGAAAGCCGAUGGGGGCUUUUAGAAUCUUAUCAGUAUCUCAUUUCGAAUAUUCAAUAUGUUACUUAAUGUAAAACACAUUUUCUUGUAUUUUGUAGAUGCACUAUAUACUUGUUCAUAGGUAAAUCUGUAAAAUGUACAUACUUUGGAGGUUUUGCUAUUUAUUUUUAUUUUAACUAUUGUUCAUUUACUUUAUGUUUUGGGUGGUUAUGUUAAUCUGUAUGUCACCAUGUUAAUUUGUAAUAGAAAUGCACUUGAUAGCUAUAUUGUUACUGAUACUGAAAAAGUAACCAAACUUGUAGCAUAAUGUUCCCUUUAAGCAAAAGCUAGUAUUUUAUUGUGUAACUGAAUAAGCAAGCUACAUGUUACUGUUUGCUCCUGGCAGGCUAGACCUCUGAAAAUAAAAAAAGAAGUGUCUUUUUUUAUAUGUAUUCCUUCUACUCCAGACACAUACCUCCACGCAUGACGUGAGGUCAGCCAACUGGAUUUUAGCUAGUGUAUUCCAUCAAAGAAAUUUCCAUUAUAUCAUAGAUGAAAACUUUUGUUGUAACUUCAAAGCCAUGUUAUCUUGUUAAGACACAACCUAGGAUAGAGCAACAAUUAUGAUGACAAUUUUUUUUUCAUUGAAUAUUCUUCAGUUACUAUGACUAAAUCUUCAGGAGAUAACAGCUAGACCUAUCUGAUUUUCAAGAACUAUCAAAGAAGCCUGUAAAGAGCAUUUUGGGGGUUUUGCCUUAAGUUAACAUUUUGGCAUUCUGCGUAACAUGGGGAACAGUAUAAGAUAGAUAUGAUAUAAAUUACUUUUGGAGACUGAUAAAGCAGAAUAAAAAUUUCCCAAGAAGUUCAGAAUUGCUCUUUCAUUCAUGCAGCAGUUUUAUUUGCAAGCCUGGUGAGAGUAAGAGUGCUGAUGUCAGUUUUCUGUUAGGUAUUUUUAAAAGUACUCACCCAGCUAAAUGUUAAUUUCAGAUUAUCUUUAGGGAUGGAAUCAGAAUUAUAGACUUACAGAAUUUUUUCAAAGGACUGAACAUAAAAAAGUUUUUGUAUCCUCAUGUUUAAAGAAAAUCAACAUAUUUAGACUUCUAGAGCCAAACCAGACAAGAGAGAACUGUUAUAACAAUAUUACAGUCAAAAAGAAAAAGAAUACUCAGAUAUACACAUAAACAGAACAGCUGAGAAAAAAAAUUCACUAGAGUGUAAAGAUUGUGCUUAUGUGUAUACAUUUGCAUUUUAAUAUCUUUAACCUCUAAAAUUAACUAGUAUAAUAACUUUGUUAUGACUAUAUAAAAGCAAUAUUGGGUUAUGAGACUUGUUUGGAGAAUUUAGGGAGAUACAAACUUUGAGUCUUAGAUAUUUUAACUGGACAGUUGUGGAAAGUAGCACAGAUUUCCUUGGUGCUGGUCUUAGCUCCCACCUGCCGGACUUUUUUCAUGUUUAGAAAAAAUAUAUAUUGAUCAACGUGUAAGUUUCACACUGUUGGACACCUUACUGUAUAACCCACUCUUCCACCUAUGUAGUCCUCCACUUAGGGUCAGCCUCAAGUAUACGGAAUUUCUGAAAAAUGUAUUAUAUCUAUCUAGUUAAGUUGAGUUUGAUAUUUUUUACUAGACUGUAAGCAAAGAUGGCAUCUUAUACAUUAAAAUGUUACUAAACUCAUUUUUAAAGAAAUAAACCUUUUACAUUUCCUUUUGAUUUAUUGUUUGUUUCUAGUAACUUCUGUUAUUUUCACCAACAUGUCAUAGUCUAUGCAGUGGCUGAAGUUAGUGACUAUUAUGGGACAGUUUGGGAGGGACAAAGGGAGGAAUUCAGAAUCAACUGAUUUUAGGAACUGUUGAAUCUAAGUUGGUUAAAAAACGUUGGAUGAAGGAACUACCAUUGCAACUCCAGGGCCAAUUUUCCAUCGAAAGACAAAUGGUAAAAAUCUCUAAUCUCUUUGGUUUAGGCUAUAAGGAUAAUGGAUAAAAGCCCAAAAAGCAUUCCUGUUAGAUUCUGUGUUAGAAAAUAUUCUUCCAUAUUAUCUAAGCAUAUAUUACAGAGUUCCCAAAUAUUGUAUAAAAUGAUGUUAGUUGUAUUUGUAAACAAAUGCAUUGCUUUGCCUCAGAAGUUUUACAUACGGUUAUUUUUUUUUUAGUUUUAUUUAUUAUUUUUUUAAUUUUUUAUUUAUAGAAAGGAAACAUUGACAAAACCAUAGGAUAAGAGGGGUAUUUUUAAUGAACCAAAGAACCAAGUGUAAAAUGUGUAAGAAUGCCUUUAUAGCAGAUGUUAAGUCAUACUUCAUAAACUACUUGUUAUGAAUAUUUGGAAUACUUUUGUCACUGACCGGCUUUGGUUUAGUCUUAUUCUUUGUAUCAUUUUAAUCACCAAAUACACAAAUUUGGGGGGGGGAACCUUUUCCCCCAUAAAUUGUAAAGGUUGCAUAAGAUACUCAACUUGUCAAACACAAAGAUUAUUAAGAUAUAGAUAUAUAAAGAUUAUUGGUACUUUUAUUGAUAAUUAGUGUUCUAUUUUAAUUGGUUCUGUAACUGACUUUUAAAAGUAUUGCAAAUGUGCUUUUGGUGCUAAAUCUUUGAUAAUAAAUCUUUUCCAGGUGUAUUUUGAGAGUUAUCAUCACUGUUGUGACAGUCUUGAGAAUGUGUCUCUCAGAUCCCCAGGAGGACAGAGCAUACUGACUGAAGGCCCAGCUGUGGCCCUGUCCUAUAAAUCCAGCCCUCUGUUCACACUGAAGCUUGUUAUACACUGGGUCCACCAAUAACUAAACAUCAUAAGGAUAUUAUAACUUCUGGACUUUGGCCAAAGGGCUCCCUACUGGUCUUACCUAAGUUGCUUCCAUCCAGCCUUACUUCCUCCUCAUUCAGCUAGGUCUGGAGGCUUCCCAGCCUUCCACCAAUCCCAGCUCACUCCCUGUUCUUACAUUGUCCCUAAUAAAUACUGCAAAAUUGA
Molecule: messenger RNA, 5930 nt
Organism: Erinaceus europaeus (western European hedgehog)
Lineage: Eukaryota; Metazoa; Chordata; Mammalia; Eulipotyphla; Erinaceidae
Gene: GOPC
Product: golgi associated PDZ and coiled-coil motif containing
Exons: 9
Coding region: 257-1651 (464 amino acids)
Biological process (GO): negative regulation of protein localization to cell surface
Cellular component (GO): membrane; trans-Golgi network transport vesicle; Golgi apparatus
Molecular function (GO): transmembrane transporter binding
Source: RefSeq, a predicted model, not a curated record